UUAAGACAACGCCCCCUCUCUUUCCUGUGUGUGUUGUUCGAAAUGGAUGACACUUGACCGUAUGGGACUCUUCUGGCGAGCUUGUGUAAAUAUUAUUUGAUAAUAACGUCUACUUAAAGUAGUUACCGUUCAUGCGAAAUGGAAAAUAUUAAAGCUUAAGUAUUCUUACAGUUGGACAUGGAUUUAUGCCACAGUUAAAUGGCCGACGUCAAUAUGUUUAGCUCUCUGAACGGGCUCAGAGAGGAAAGUUCGAGUAGCAGCAGCAUGAUCAACCCCUUGAUUCGCCGAAAUCUAACCACCACAACGACCAGACAUGAGCGGAGUGUGUUUAAUUUGACCACCAGUGAAGAUGAGGUUGAAUUUGACACGUCAGACUCCGAUAACAACUGUGAGGUUCUGAUGGCAGGCAAACAGUACCCGUCCAUCCAGGAGUUUCCAUCAGCCAUCCCCAACCACCUGCUGCUGGGCUCCCUGCUGGAACACCMGUGCUUUGUCUAUGAGAGUGACCCGACCCGCUCACAUAUGCUGUUCAAAGCCAUUGGUCAGCAUUUAGCAGCGAAGAACCUCCUCUCCCCAUUAGCCAUCAGUGAGGAGUUCAGCACGGUCAGACUUCAAUACAACAGAGCCUUCACUGAACUACUGCGUGCUGUCAGCACCUCCUUUUUCCCACAGGGUCAAAUGUUAUUGAAUACAGACACCCAGAGCCUUACGUUAAGACCAAAAGAGGGUCUGUUCCAGGCACAGACGUCUCGCUACCUCAGUGAGUUUGAAGAGCUCUCUAGACUUGGAAAAGGAUCCUAUGGCAAAGUCUUCAAGGUAAAAAACAAGCUGGAUGGCCAGAAGUAUGCUGUGAAGAAAGUUCUCAUCAACAAUGUUUCAAGGGAAGACUGCAUGAAGGUUCUCAGAGAGGUAAAAGUGUUAUCCAGUCUUCAGCACAUCAAUGUAGUAGGCUACCACACUGCCUGGAUGGAGCAUAUCCCACAUGCUUUUAGUAAGCCGGCAUCAAUACUCUCAGCACUGGAGAUGCAUGUGCUGCCAGAACGCAGUGAGGAGAGUACAGUUAGUAGCAGCGGCUCCUCAAUAGUCUUCGCGAGCUCAGAUCAGUCAAAGGAGCCAGUGGCCAUAGCUAAAGCACCAGUGAGCCUCCCGGUGAAACAGGAGAAGAGCACGCAGGCGGUGUGUCCUAAAACCAUGCGCCAAGCCCGUUUCCCAGAUAAUUUUGCCCCCUGUGUGUUGCUGGGACGGUGUGGCCUGACGGGGGACAGCUGCCCUAUGGUCAGCUGGGAUAGCUCGGCCCUGUCGGAGGAUGACUUAGGAACCAGAAAUGGGAUAGAUCUGAACAACAGCUCCUACAUCGACAUGGGGAGCGAGCAGUGGGACACGAAAUUCCCCGCCAAGGAGGUGCAGUUCCAUCUCAUGCUGUAUAUCCAGAUGCAGCUGUGUGAACGCUCGCUCAAAGACUGGAUUUUAGCGCGAACCACCUCACAAAAUCCUUAUGGGGCUGUGGACACGAAACAAACCCUCAGUAUUCUACAUAAAAUACUUCAAGGUGUAGAAUACAUUCACUCUAGAGGAAUCAUACAUAGAGACCUGAAGCCCAGGAAUAUUUUCCUGCAUGGACAUGACUGCCAUGUGAGGAUUGGAGACUUUGGACUGGCUUGCAGGGAUAUAAUGAUGGAUGACAAGGAAAAACCACCCUCCACCUCACAGAACACUGGUUCCUCUCACACCACUGGAGUGGGGACAUUUGUUUACGCAGCACCUGAACAACUGGAGGGUUCCCACUAUGAUUCAAGGUCAGACAUGUACAGUAUUGGAGUGGUGGCCCAGGAGCUGUUCCAGCCCUUUGGGACAGAGAUGGAGCGUGUUCAGAAGCUAGGGGACCUCCGUGAGGGGAAGGUCCCAGACUCCUUCUCCCAGCGCUGGCCUGUCCUGGCCAAGUACAUCACACUGCUGACCAGCAGAGACCCCACUCUAAGACCCAGCGCCACACAGCUGCUGCAGAGCGAGCUGUUCAGCAGCAAAGACAUGGUUAUCCAUGACUUGCAGAGAAGGGUUAAAGAGCAGGAAGAUGAGAUAGUUCAACUCAGGAGACAGAUCAGACAGCAAGCAUCCCAUUACACGGACAAGACCUGACGUCAACCAUCUCUGCCCAUCUUCAAACAUGUUAUAUUUGGCCCCUUUACCUUACCAAAUGUGAAUAAUUUAGUGCAAAUGGUUGAAUGUGUGUGGUCUCUCUGCCUGGAUGUAACAAUUUGACUAUAAGUUAAAACUGUAGAAUAAAUCAUUUAAUUUACACGUA
Salvelinus sp. IW2-2015 is the source of this 2302-nucleotide messenger RNA. RefSeq names its product eukaryotic translation initiation factor 2-alpha kinase 1. Gene Ontology annotation, molecular function: eukaryotic translation initiation factor 2alpha kinase activity; ATP binding. The record is from RefSeq and is a predicted model, not a curated record. Lineage: Eukaryota; Metazoa; Chordata; Actinopteri; Salmoniformes; Salmonidae. Gene Ontology annotation, cellular component: nucleus; cytoplasm; cytosol. Gene Ontology annotation, biological process: protein phosphorylation.